CCGUCACGUGGCCCGGGGCGCGUUUGUUUGCGGAAGUAGGAGGAAGUAGAAGUGCUGAGUAAGCCGAGACCGAGGGGAAGGCAGUGGGGCCGCCCCUCCCGCCCCGCAGACGAUGCAGUUCUUCGGCCGUCUGGUCAACACCCUCAGCAGCGUCUCCAACUUGUUCUCUAACCCGUUCCGGGUGAAGGAGGUGGCUGUGGCCGACUACGCCGCGAGCGAGCGUGUCCGGGAAGAAGGGCAGCUGAUUCUGUUCCGGAACUCUCCCAACCGCACCUGGGACUGCGUCCUGGUCAACCCCAGGAACUCACAGAGUGCAUUCCGGCUCUUCCAGCUGGAGCUGGAGGCCGACGCCCUGGUGAACUUCCAGCAGUAUGCCUCCCAGCUGCCGCCCUUCUACGAGAGCUCCGCCCAGGUCCUGCACGUCGAGGUCCUGCAGCACCUGUCCGACCUCACCCGCAGCCACCCCAGCUGGUCGGUGGCGCACCUGGCCGUGGAGCUGGGGAUCCGCGAAUGCUUCCACCACAGUCGCAUCAUCAGCUGUGCCAACAGCACGGAGAAUGAGGAGGGCUGCACUCCCCUGCACCUGGCCUGCCGCAAGGGAGACGGGGAGAUUCUUCUGGAGCUGGUGCAGUACUGCCACGCCCAGAUGGACGUCACCGACAACAAGGGGGAAACCGCCUUCCACUACGCCGUGCAGGGUGACAACUCCCAGGUGCUGCAGCUCCUAGGAAAGAACGCGUCGACGGGUCUGAACCAGGUGAACAACCAGGGGCUGACCCCGCUGCACCUGGCCUGCCAGAUGGGCAAGCAGGAGAUGGUCCGCGUGCUGCUGCUGUGCAACGCCCGCUGUAACAUCCUGGGGCCCGGCGGCUACCCCAUCCACACGGCCAUGAAGCACUCCCAGAAGGGGUGUGCCGAGAUGAUCAUCAGCAUGGACAGCAACCAGAUCCACAGCAAAGACCCUCGCUAUGGAGCCAGCCCCCUGCACUGGGCCAAGAAUGCAGAGAUGGCUCGCAUGCUGCUGAAGCGAGGCUGUGACGUGAACAGCACCAGCUCCUCGGGGUACACAGCCUUGCACGUGGCAGUGAUGCGCAACCGAUUUGAGUGCGUCAUGGUGCUGCUGACCUACGGGGCCAACGCCGAUGCCCGCGGCGAGCAUGGCAACACGCCGCUGCACCUGGCCAUGUCGAAAGACAACGUGGAGAUGGUCAAGGCCCUCAUCGUGUUUGGGGCAGAGGUGGACACACCCAAUGAUUUCGGGGAGACUCCUGCCUUCCUAGCCUCCAAGAUCAGCAAACUUGUCACCAGGAAGGCGCUCUUGACUCUGCUGAGAACUGUGGGGGCCGACCACCGCUUCCCGCUCCUCCAAGGGGUCCCCGCGGAGCAGGGCUCCGCGACAUCACAUCACCCCUUCUUCUCCCUGGAGAGAGCUCAGCCCCCGCCGAUCAGCUUAAACAACCUAGAACUGCAGGAUGUCGUGCACAUCUCCCGGGCCCGGAAGCCGGCAUUCAUCCUGAGCUCUCUGAGGGACGAGAAGCGGACCCAUGACCACCUGCUCUGCCUGGACGGCGGGGGCGUGAAGGGCCUCGUCAUCAUCCAGCUGCUCAUCGCCAUCGAGAAGGCCUCAGGCGUGGCCACCAAGGACCUCUUCGACUGGGUGGCCGGGACCAGCACUGGUGGCAUCCUGGCCCUGGCCAUCCUACACAGUAAGUCCAUGGCCUACAUGCGUGGCGUGUACUUCCGCAUGAAGGAUGAGGUGUUCCGGGGCUCGCGGCCCUACGAGUCGGGGCCCCUGGAGGAGUUCCUGAAGCGGGAGUUUGGGGAGCACACCAAGAUGACAGACGUCAAGAAACCCAAGGUGAUGCUGACGGGGACGCUGUCUGACCGGCAGCCGGCCGAGCUCCACCUCUUCCGCAAUUACGACGCUCCAGAGUCCGUCCGGGAGCCUCGCUUCAGCCCGAACAUCAACCUGAAGCCCCUGACUCAGCCCUCAGACCAGCUGGUGUGGCGGGCAGCCCGGAGCAGUGGGGCGGCCCCCACCUACUUCCGGCCCAACGGGCGCUUCCUGGACGGUGGGCUGCUGGCCAACAACCCAACGCUGGAUGCCAUGACCGAGAUCCACGAGUACAACCAAGACCUGAUCCGCAAGGGUCAGAGCGAACGGGUGAAGAAACUCUCCAUCGUUGUCUCUCUGGGGACAGGGAGGUCCCCACAGGUGCCCGUGACCUGCGUGGACGUCUUCCGCCCCAGCAACCCCUGGGAGCUGGCCAAGACUGUUUUUGGGGCCAAGGAACUAGGCAAGAUGGUGGUGGACUGUUGCACGGAUCCCGACGGACGGGCCGUGGACCGCGCUCGGGCCUGGUGCGAGAUGGUCGGCAUCCAGUACUUCAGGCUGAACCCCCAGCUGGGCGCAGACAUCAUGCUGGACGAGGUCAGCGACGCCGUGCUGGUCAACGCCCUCUGGGAGACCGAGGUCUACAUCUACGAGCACCGAGAGCAGUUCCAGAAGCUCAUCCAGCUGCUGCUCUCACCCUGAGGCCGCCAGACCCCAGCGCCCUCCCCUGCACCCCCACGGCACACAAGCUGGACAGCUGCCCAGGCAGCGUGGAGUCUGGGGGCUGGGGGGGAGGCACUGAGCUUCCUGCCUGAGGCGGGUCUUGAUCCCUGACCCCUCCCCACUUCUGGCACCUUGCCACUCCAGGCAUAGAAAGCCAUGAGACCCCCCCUUGGCCCUUUUCCCCGACCAUGAAGGACAACUGACCCGGGCCCCUGCGCCCUCUCAGCUCAACACUACGGCUGCCCAGCGCCCCGAUCCCUGCCCAACGCUGGCUUCCCAGAGGGCCGGCAAGGGCUGCCUCUGCUCCAUCCUGAGCCUCCGGCUCCCAGGUUGCCUUGCUGGAGCAGCCUACCUGCCCUGCCCUCUACCCUCUGCCCUGGGAGUGGGUUCUAGAGAAACAGGGCGUCCCCCACCCCGUCAGCAAGGGAACCCAGGCUCUGGGAGCGGGGUGCCCCAUUCGACUUUGCCCCUCCAAAGCCCAGCCACCCCACCUUCAGAGCUGCCCCACCCACCCCACCCAGAGGCCCCUCCUCGGCUCUCAAAGGUCGCUCUGAGUUAACCCAUCCCCUGCCCAAGGAGAGCGGGCUGGUGGAGGGAGGUGGGCUGCUUUCAAAACAGAAAUAAACGGUUUGGG
Molecule: messenger RNA, 3191 nt
Organism: Lepus europaeus (European hare)
Lineage: Eukaryota; Metazoa; Chordata; Mammalia; Lagomorpha; Leporidae
Gene: PLA2G6
Product: phospholipase A2 group VI
Exons: 17
Coding region: 113-2536 (807 amino acids)
Biological process (GO): cardiolipin acyl-chain remodeling; positive regulation of ceramide biosynthetic process
Cellular component (GO): mitochondrion
Molecular function (GO): protein binding
Source: RefSeq, a predicted model, not a curated record